GCGCGCUGAAAGGCGGCGAGGCGCGGCCCGAGUCACUCCGGAACGGCGGCGGGGCAGCGCGGAGCGGCUGCCGGCACUGCCCGGGCUGGAUCCGCGCCGCCAAUGUGCCGCGGGAGGCGGGCGCUCACCCCGGCCCUAGAGGUUGUGGUUGCACUUUGCCAGACGGGACUUGCGGCAAGGACCAUGCGGUGAAGCCGAGCGGGACCGCAGCCCUGCACUCUGCGAUCGCAAAGGGAAAUAACAAACAGCCGGAGCAGGAGCCGCGCACCCGCCGCCUCUUCCCGGAGACCUGCAUCGCAACAAGCCCCGCUGCCUGCCGCAGCCUGCAGCCGCCUGAGGCUCGAUCCAGACACUCCGCUUUGCAGGAAGGGCUGGAUUUGCUCCCCGUCGCCUCCGGACCGAGAGCGCUGCGGCCGAAGGAGAGCGCCGCUUCCACGGGCGGCCGGGGCCGCUGCAUGCUGACCCCCGGGAGAGGGGAGCUGCGGUGGGCAGGAGAGCGGGGCUUCUCUCCGCUGGCCCAGUAGGACGUGGAGAUCGGCGAGCGAGGGCUGUGCGGGGACGAGGAGCGCAGCCCGCCGGCCUUCCCCGCCCCGGGGGCCGGGAGAGCGAGGAGCCGAGGCCCCGCCGCCCCCCGCCCGCUGGAUUUGCCGUUCCCCGUGGCUCCGUGCACAUCAGAUUUCAGAUGCAUGCCAGGUUCCUGCUGAAUGCCAGCAGCAGAGAUCACUACAGAUGGAGCCCCAAAGUCAGCAUGGCAGCGGCGGCUCCCUGGUGGUGAUUCAGCAGCCCUCCCUGGACAGCCGGCAGCGCUUGGACUAUGACAGGGACAGCCAGCCCACGACCAUCUUGUCACUGGACCAGAUCAAGGCCAUCAGGGGCAGCAACGAAUACACCGAGGGGCCGUCGGUGGUGAAAAAGUCGGGUCCGCGGACGGCGCCGAGGCAGGAGAAGCAUGAGAGGACUCACGAGAUUAUACCGAUUAAUGUGAAUAAUAACUACGAGCACAGGCCCGGCCACGCGGGGCACGUGGCCCAUCAGCCCAACGCCAGGGCUCCCGUCCUGAGCCGCUCCACCAGCACGGGCAGCGCGGCCAGCUCCGGCAGCAACAGCAGCGCCUCCUCGGAGCAAGGGCUGCUGGGGCGCUCGCCGCCCUCCCGGCCGGGCUCCGGCCACAGAUCCGACCGGACAAUCCGGGCGCAGCCCAAGCAGUCGGCGCUGAUCGUGGACGAUCUGAAGGGGCCUUUGAAAGAGGACUUGACGCAGCACAAGUUCAUCUGCGAGCAGUGCGGGAAGUGCAAGUGCGGGGAGUGCACGGCGCCGCGGGCCCUGCCCUCCUGCCUGGCCUGCAACCGGCAGUGCCUGUGCUCGGCAGAGAGCAUGGUGGAGUACGGCACCUGCAUGUGCCUGGUCAAAGGGAUCUUCUACCACUGUUCCAACGACGAUGAAGGGGACUCGUACGCGGAUAAUCCCUGCUCCUGCUCCCAGUCACACUGCUGUUCUAGGUACCUGUGCAUGGGAGCCAUGUCCUUGUUCCUGCCUUGCUUGCUCUGCUACCCUCCGGCCAAAGGAUGCCUAAAACUCUGCCGGGGGUGCUACGACCGCGUCAAUCGUCCGGGGUGCCGGUGCAAGAACUCCAACACGGUCUAUUGUAAACUGGAGAGCUGCCCCUCCCGGGGUCAGGGCAAGCCCUCAUGAUUUUGGGAGGGAGGUUUACUUCCUCCAACUUCAGUUUUUCAGGUUGUAGCUGAUUUUUUUUCCCUGCCCCCAUCUUUUCUUCUUCCACCCCCCCCUCCUCUCCCAUUUUGGGAGGACUGUUGCUUUCCUUUCCUUUCUGUCUGCCCAACUUCAGACACAUGAGCUCUUCCCCUUGCAUCUUUGCUCUCCUCCUCCUGCUGACUUGGCUGAGUGUGGAGCGUUUCACGCAGUCGCUGCUGCUCUUUGGUAAGUGUGGACCUGGGAUCUGCACCUGCCGCUCCUUCGGGCAGGGUCUUUGAGUUUGUAACUGAACCACUCCUGAAAGAGACAGUGAGGGCUCACUGGGCUCUUGAAGCUUCUUGCUCUGUGAAUAUCUUCCCAAAGAUGGUUUUUUUUUUUUUGUUCUCAGCAAGUUAUGGUUUUUUUCUCCUUAACCUCCUGGGUGCCAAGGAAGAAUAACUUUCCUGAGUGAGCUGGAUUGUGAAAUAACUUUUUGUGUGUGUUCUUUCUGGAGAGGGAUGUAAAAUAAAGGCUUCACCAAAUGAAAGGCCUAACUCUUCUAUAAGCAGCCUGCUUCUUUUUGCAUCUUUUUUUUUUUUCCCCCUCUCCUUUUCUCUUAACUUUUGGAACAUUCUCAGACCCGAGAAUUCUCCAGCCUUUUUUUCUUUUUUCUUUUUUUUUUUUUUUUUACAUUUUCAAUGUAACUUCAGUUUUUGCUACACUGUGUAGAUCUUCACAUUGGAGACGUUGUGGCUGCAACAUACUCAUUUGUUUCUUUUGCUGUCCAGUCUUUGAAGGAUAUUGCUUAUUCCAGCCUCCUAAUCCAGUUUUUAUAGUCUGUCAGUAUCAGUUGAUAUUAAAGUUGGUGGUGUUCAUAUAUCCAAACAGCCUUCAGGUGUCAUUGAGUCACCUAAAUGUUCUUGAAUCCUUCAAGUCUCUUGUGAUCCUUUGGCUUAGUGAGUUUAGCUCUGCUCUGUACUUUAUAAUUUUAUUCUGUCCCUGUUUUAUUGCCUUAGCCACAAAUUGUGGUCCUUUUUUGUAUAUUUUAUGUAUAAAACACAAAGUUGAAUCCCAACUAUUUUUAAGACAAAAGUCUGUUAAAACUUUUUUUAUUGUAAAGAAUAUUUAUUAUGUGAAUCUCUAUUAUUUUAUGAUAUUUAUUGCAAAAGACUUCGAAAAUGUACUCAUGUCUGAAUAUAACAAAAUAUCAAUACUUAACGAAAUAAGGAUGACACGAAGAAAGUACAUAUGUUAACUAUAAUGCAGAAAAUAUAUUAAUUAAUGAAAACGCCUCUGGAGUUCUUUUGUUACAACUGGCAGGUUGUGAGCUACAUGUGUGCAUUGCUGGGCUGUCCCUCCUCCUUCAGCUCUGUCAGGUGGCAAAUAACCUCCUAUUGAUACUUCAAAGCCACUAGUCUGUGCUCUAGUUUAGUUUACCUAAUUUUAAGUUUAAGCCAACUACAUAUCAAAUAAGGGAUGUUUAAUACAAUUGAAUCUGUGUUGUGCUUAACAGUGCCAAGAAAUGGAGGCUCUAUUUAUUUACCAAAGCAUUUGGAAAUACGUUUGUGGAGGAGAAAACCACAACUUCCAAGUUGGUUUCUUUUUUGGUGUUUGUUUUGUUGGUUUGGUUUUUUUGUUUUUUUUUUUUUUUUAAAGAAUACCACAUUAACAUGCAAAGCCAUUCAAAAUUUUCCUAUGUAGAACUUCAUGGCUGGUUAAAUUGUGCAGCAGUUGAAGAAUUUAAUCUCCUCACCUCAAUUCUAAAUAAAAAGUUUGGAGCCAGGAUGAAAAAUAGCGAUUGUGUUGCUGUAGUUUGGUAGCUUUGAAAUCUGGGAAUGUGUGUGUGUGUUUGGGCCUAUGUCUAUGACUUAUUUGGGUCUUUUCCCAUACGUUUUCCAAUGUCAACUGAGUCUUCUGUCUUUAAAUUAAAGGCUCUUAAGGGUGACCUAAGUGUCACAGCUACUUGUGGCCAUUUAACACACAUUCAACAGAAAAAGCUUUUCAUUAAGAGUGAAUGGGGAGACCUCAUUCUUU
Passer domesticus (house sparrow) is the source of this 3726-nucleotide messenger RNA. It is a transcript of the gene SPRY1, whose product is annotated as sprouty RTK signaling antagonist 1. Gene Ontology annotation, cellular component: membrane; cytosol. Gene Ontology annotation, biological process: negative regulation of MAP kinase activity; animal organ development; multicellular organism development. Lineage: Eukaryota; Metazoa; Chordata; Aves; Passeriformes; Passeridae. The transcript is spliced from 3 exons. The coding region runs from base 730 to 1692 and encodes 320 amino acids. The record is from RefSeq and is a predicted model, not a curated record.